Aspergillus homomorphus CBS 101889 is the source of this 1461-nucleotide messenger RNA. Its product is annotated as CAIB/BAIF family enzyme. The record is from RefSeq and is a predicted model, not a curated record. The transcript has a single exon. Bases 1 to 1461 code for a protein of 486 amino acids. NCBI's taxonomy places the organism in Eukaryota, Fungi, Ascomycota, Eurotiomycetes, Eurotiales, Aspergillaceae. Gene Ontology annotation, molecular function: catalytic activity.
AUGUCAGCAUCAGGCCCCGACAGAAGCACGUUUACAUCGCAAGACUCAGUUGCAUAUCUCUGGCGAGCCCUGGGACUGCCAGACGACAGUCUGAGGUCGCUCGACAUCACCGACCCGGAGAAGCCGGGACUCCCAUCCUCCUACAAAGUCGGCCAUCUAGCACAGGCAUCCAUCGCACUGUCAACACUACUGGCUGCGCAGAUCCACAGCCUGAGAAACAACAACAUCCCCCCGUCAACAGUGACCGUGCCCUUCCGCCACGCCUGCAUCGAGUUCAAUUCCUGGCGCUUGUACACGAUCGACGGCCACCCGCUCCAACACACAGGUAGUCCGGUCGGAGGCCUGCAUAAGACGUCCGAUGGCUAUGUCCGCGUGCAUGACGGGUUCCCGCACCACCGCGACGGAGCCAAGCUUCUCCUCGGAUGCUCGCCAGAUGUGGCGUCCCGGGAAGAGGUCGCGGCGAAGACGGCCGCUUGGCGGUGCGUGGAUCUGGAGCAGACGGCCGUGGAGUGCGGUCUUGCGAUCGCCGCCUUGCGAAGCUACGAGCAGUGGGAUGUUCUUCCGCAGGCCCGCGCCAUCGCGGAUAUGCCGAUCCGUCUACGCAAGAUCGGGGACGCGCCGAAGGGGCUGUCGGAGCGCAUGGGCGCGGGCGCGGAUAAGUGUCUGCGUGGGCUACGUGUGCUGGAAAUGUCGCGUGUGAUUGCAGCGCCUUUGUCAGGGAAGACGCUCGCCGCUCACGGUGCGGAUGUUCUGUGGGUGACCAGUCCUAAUCUUCCUGAUCUGCCGGAGCUGGAUCGCGAGCUGGGUCGUGGGAAGAGGACCAUUCAGUUGGAUUUGCAGGACAAGGCGGAUGAAGAUGAGCUUGUCAGGCUGCUGGAUGACGCGGAUGUGUUCAUUCAGGGGUAUAGACCAGGCAGUCUUGCGGCGCGAAGGCUGUCGCCGGAGGCGAUUGUGCAGAGGCGCUCGAGUCGGGGUGUCAUUUGCGCGAACCUGUCUGCGUAUGGCCCCGAUGGUCCGUGGGCUAGUCGCCGUGGAUUUGACUCGCUGGUCCAAACGUGCUCGGGGUUGAACGUGUCGGAGGCCCAGCAUUACGGGGCCGGUGAAGCAGCCCGUCCGCUCCCGUGCCAGGCGCUGGAUUAUGCGGCGGGCUUCUUCCUCGCCGCCGGAAUCAUGGCGGCGCUGUACAAGCAGGCGACGGAGGGCGGAUCGUGGCAAGUGGAUGUUUCGCUGGCAGGCGCGAUGAAAUACCUGCGCUCGCUGGGGCAAUACGAGGGCACGAGCGGAUUCCACGCGCCCGACUAUAUCCGUCCCGAGGACGUGCCUUCGGAGUAUCUGGAGACGCAGAUGACGGGCUUCGGGAAGAUGACUUCGGUGCGACACUCAGGCUCUAUUCAAGGGGUAGCCGUGGGAUGCGACAUCAUGCCGAAACCACUGGGAUCCGACGAGAAGCGAUGGUUAUAG